This is a messenger RNA of Trichomycterus rosablanca, 1844 nucleotides long. RefSeq names its product solute carrier family 37 member 3 (gene slc37a3). Bases 179 to 1681 code for a protein of 500 amino acids. The transcript is spliced from 14 exons. The record is from RefSeq and is a predicted model, not a curated record. Gene Ontology annotation, molecular function: transmembrane transporter activity. Lineage: Eukaryota; Metazoa; Chordata; Actinopteri; Siluriformes; Trichomycteridae. Gene Ontology annotation, cellular component: endoplasmic reticulum membrane. Gene Ontology annotation, biological process: transmembrane transport.
GUGUUCCCAAGUUCCCAGUGAAGCACCCUGUGAUUGAUUGUGUGUCUGUAGCCCCAGAUGAUCCAUUACUGGAGAAUUAAAGUGGGCUGUGCCCUCUCCCUAUCCUAAAAGACGUCCAUUCCCCUGUUCCUUCAACUUGUCCUUCUAUCUUGCCACUACAUUCUUGCUGACAUCAGUGAUGCCACCCUGCUGCACCUUCCUCUCCCGCUACUCCCACCACCACCUGGUUGCUUUUCUCUUGACCUUCUUCAGCUAUGUGCUGCUACACGCCUCACGUAAAACAUUCAGUAACGUGAAAGUGAGCAUCUCCGCACAGUGGAUUCCUUUAAUACAGAAUGGCACUUCACCGAACUUUUCCCCUGGAGAGACAUGGGAAGAUAAUCCGCUGUUUGCGGAUGCUGAAGAGGCCACACUAUUCUUGGGUGUUUUGGACACCAUCUUUCUCUUUUCAUAUGCCGUGGGUUUGUACAUCAGUGGGAUCAUAGGUGAUCGUCUAAACCUACGUUAUGUUCUCUCCUUUGGGCUGUGUGGCUCAGCUGUGGUGGAGUUUGUGUUUGGCACACUGACAGAAUGGCUACAUUUCUAUAAUGUGUAUUUGUACUGCUGUCUGUGGGUGCUGAAUGGCCUGUUGCAGUCGGCAGUUUGGCCCUGUGUGGUGGCUGUCAUGGGCAACUGGUUUGGGAAAUCCGGGCGAGGCUUUGUGUUCGGCUUGUGGAGUGCAUGUGCAUCAGUGGGAAAUAUUUUGGGAGCAUUCCUGGCCUCCAGUGUUCUCAAGUAUGGCUAUGAGUAUGCUUUCCUGGUGACAUCGGUGGUGCAGUUUGCAGGUGGUAUAGUCGUGUUUUUCGGUCUGCUAACUUCACCCAAGGAAGUGGGUUUGUGUGAAGGCCCCUCGACAGGUCUGACAACCGUGGAAAGAGACCCUGACAGUCACCGACCACUCAUAAGUGAUGAUGAGGAGGAUGAGGAUAAAGUGCUACAAGAUGGAGGAUACUAUUCCAUACAGGAGCGAGAUGAGGAGCCUAAAUCACAAACCAAAGCUAUUGGUUUUUUCCAAGCUUUCUGUCUGCCUGGAGUCCUUCCUUACUCACUUGCCUACGCCUGUCUGAAACUGGUUAACUACUCCUUCUUCUUUUGGCUGCCGUUCUAUUUGAGCAACAACUUUGGCUGGCAGGAGGCUCAGGCAGACCGGCUGUCUGUGUGGUACGAUGUGGGAGGUAUAGUCGGAGGAACAGUGCAGGGGCUGAUCUCUGAUUUCUUGGGGAAAAGAGCUCCCGUGUUAUGUAUCAGUCUGCUGCUAGCUAUGGGAGCUUUAGUGGGAUACAGCCAUUCUCCAGAUGAUCAAGUAGUGAAUGGGGUGCUUCUGGCAACUACAGGUUUCCUCAUUGGAGGCCCAUCUAACAUGAUAAGCUCAGCAAUCUCAGCAGACCUGGGCAGGCAGGAAGCUCUGCAGGGUGGUCAAGAGGCUUUGGCUACUGUCACAGGCAUAGUGGAUGGAACAGGCAGCAUUGGUGCUGCUGCCGGACAGUACCUGGUAUCACUUAUCGAGAGCAAACUAGGAUGGAUGUGGGUCUUCUACUUCUUCAUACUCAUGACAGGGGGCAGUGUUUUAUUCAUCAUACCUCUUCUCUUUAGAGAGAUACGUUCCAUGUGCAGAGACGGUCAAUCAAGGACACGCUUGUGAGCACCAACCUCCAUUCAUUGCCUCAUCUCCUAGUGGAGCUGGUACCGAAAGGGUACACAGUGUCCCCGUUUAAACACUCAUUUUAAGUCUUGUGCUGUUUUUUAAACCUGAUUCUUUAUUGUUUUGUGACAUUAAGUGAAAUAUAUUUUCUUUAGUGAUUAGA